Molecule: messenger RNA, 861 nt
Organism: Lichtheimia ornata
Lineage: Eukaryota; Fungi; Mucoromycota; Mucoromycetes; Mucorales; Lichtheimiaceae
Exons: 5
Coding region: 1-861 (286 amino acids)
Cellular component (GO): nucleus; cytoplasm
Molecular function (GO): RNA binding
Source: RefSeq, a predicted model, not a curated record
AUGUCUACAUUUUCGAGCAACCGCUUCGACGCCUUGUUGGGUGGUGAAGAAGGCGAAACGGAUAAGCUCGGCAACACCAAACCUCUUAAAAAAUCAGAAGAGCCGCCACGUACGCGCCGUGAAGCGAUGAAUCGCAAACCACACACUCGUGUUGCUGUAUCACCUCCCUCUCGACGUGGACGUGAUCGUGAAGCUGGUAGUGGUGGUGGUGACGCACUUGACACUGGCAGCCAACAAUCGGGUGGACCAGCCUUUUCUAAUCGCACUGAUGAACGACCUCGUCGUGGCAGAAAAUUUGAUCGCCACAGUGGCACCGGCUUUGUGGAUAGCGAAAAGAAGAUCAAUCAAGGUUGGGGUCACGCUGAGACAGCUCAAGAAGAUGCUGAAAGUGACAUGCCUACUGCUGAUGAUCCAGCUGGUGAAGGCACUGGUGGUGGAUCGGGUACCGCCACACCUGCGGAACCCAAUUACAAGACGUUGGACGAAUACAAAUCUGAAGAGCCUGGUUUGGAAGAACGUUUCAGACGCUUAAAUGCCCGUCCUGCCAACGAGGGUACUGAUGAAUCACAAUGGAAGAAUGCUGUGCCGCUUAGCCGUUCCAAAGAGGAUGACGCUUACUUCUUUACUUCUUCCAAGGAAAAGGAAUCCCAAAAGAAGAGCAAGGCAAAGAAAGAAAAGGUGUUUUUGCCAAUCGAACAUCCUCCACAUCGACCAGCUGGUCGUGGUGGUGAACGACGAGGUGGACGUGGAGGUCGUGGUGGACGUGGACGUGGUGGACGUGGAGGUCGUGGACGUGGAGGUCGUGAGUUUGCUAACGUCAAUCUUUCGGAUGCAAACGCAUUCCCCACCCUUGGAGCAUAA